GUUGCUAUAGAAACACAUUCAGUUACUUCAGGCUUUCUUGGAAGCAUCAUUCACCUAUAACAUCUGUCAUAUAAUAAUGUUUUGAUAAGCGUAUGUAUUAGAGAUUUGUCUGUAGCAAUGGAAAGUCUACCCCUUGUACCGGGGUAUACUUUUCGAGAUGCAACAAUCCAGGAUCACAAACUGAAGCAGAAAUUUGAUUAUUUGAAUGGAUUCCGUAUACUACGUGACAGCAACAUUGGCAUUGGGAGAAGACCCAUUGAUACUGCCUCCAGCGCUUUUGCUGGACCUGAGAAUCCCAUAGAGUACGAUCCUUCAUUGACUUAUGGUCGAGUGCGUGAAUAUGGUUAUCGACAAGUUAUACCACACUAUGUACUUUUUGCACAAAAAUGCUUGAAUUUCAAAGCAUUCUUCCGACAAGGUGUAUUCAACUCGCCAAAUGAACAUUUUCGCAUACGACACGUCAAUAUAAUUUAUUUCUUGGAAGAUGACACAAUGUCAGUCAUGGAGCCCCCUAUAGACAAUUCGGGUUUGCAGCAAGGCAGAAUAGUAAAACGAGGAAAAAUACUUAAAAAUACCAGAGGGAAUACGUACCAUUGGAAAGAUCUCAACGUCGGUAUAGAUCUGGGAAUUUAUGGUGUGGUAUACCAUACUGUAGACUGUGACUUGUUCACUAGAGAGUUUUUGCGCAGCCAAGGAGUAGAUGUCGGUGACAAAGAAGAACCACCUCCUGAUCCUUAUACGCAGUUACGUCAAUUGAAAAAUAAAGUGCCAACUAGAUUAACCCCAGUGGCAGAUGAUACUCGACGGCGGUUUCUAGAAUAUGACACUAUGGUCCUUAAAUUUUAUGCAACUUGGAAUGAUGAUUGCUAUCAAAUCCUUUACUUCCUGACUGAUGACACAAUUGCAGUCCGCGAAGUUCAUCAGCCGAAUGAUGGCAAAGAUCCAACUGCAAUGCUCUUGAAAAGAACCAAAUUGCCAAAAAAUUGGAAGGAUAAGCCAUCUACAUACCCAGCAAUUUACAUGGAAUAUGGGGAUCCGGAAGUGAUAGAGUAUUAUACACCAAGAGAUCUCAAAAUAGGCGAUACGAUAUUUGUUUUUGGACGUCGUUUCUUCCUUUAUGAUUGCGAUCCAUUUACCAGAAAAUAUUAUUCAGAAAUGCUUGGUUUGGUUCAGCCAGAGAGAAUACAACCACCAAGUGAAAAGCAGAAACCUUUGCCCGAAUAUGUUCCUCCACCACACAUAAAAUUUGGCACACCUGAGGAUACACUGGCUGGAUGUUUGAGCAUGCUUCCUAAACCACCUAGGACCGACGUAAUUCGCCAAGUUUUCAACUUUCCAAAAAAGCUUCGCUACUCGAUGAAGAUGGAAGCUGUCCACCCCGAAGACGAAGGGCGUGAAUUUAUUCUGGAGUAUAGUUUAAGCAACGGCACGAUACAGAUUUCAGAACCAGAAAAGCGUAACUCUGGACGCAGAGGUGGUACAUUUUUAAGUACAAUGCUUGUACCUAAGCCAGGCACUGGUAGAGACAACCCAAUAUAUUACACCCCCGAAGAUUUUUUGAUAGGAGCUAAAAUCAAUUGUUUUAAUCAUCGUUUCAUCAUAACUGGAGCUGAUUUGUAUGUAUAUCGAUACAUAAAAGCAAACCCAGAAAAAUUCUGUGAACAGAUACGAGAUAAUAUCCGGAAUUAUUUUGUGCGAGAGGGUCUUAUUCAAGAUGAAAUAGAUGCAACAGCUAAAAAGAUUCAGGAAGAAGCUGACAGCAAGCGAGACUUGGAUCCAACGGUCGGAGAGCCAUUUAAAGAUGAUUUUGAUACAGCUCCUUGUGUUGAACAGUUUACAGAACAGGCUCUACGUAAAUAUGAAGGUGAACAUGGCGAAUUAAGACAACCUACACCACCUCCAGAAGAACUAUGCCCAGGCCUAACAACUGUUACAGAACCUAUACCAGUUGAUAAUUAUUGUGCACUUCAGUAUAAAGAUGAGCCCGAGAAAUUCUUUUCUCAGCCUAAAAAAGAACUGAAAUGGGCUGACCAGAUCCAGAAUGAUAGAGCUGGCCAUCCAAUUAUCGCAUGCCAGCAGGAAUUACCAGAGUGUAAAACAACAAUUCCUCAUGAAUGUAUACCACCUCAUUACUUCAAAGAUCGAGACCACAGGUUUGAGGUGGGUCAACUGAUGUAUGAGAUGGCAACGGAGCCCCCAAAACCAGAAAUUCCUUCAUCACCCCCACUGAUAGGUAGAGAACCAGGACAGCGAACUAUGACAAUGCUUCGCAACAGUUGCAGAGGGCCCUAUCCACCUUAAAGCAUUGUGCUUAAUCUUCUUAUGAUGAAUAAGGGUUGUAAUACAUCUGCACAACAAAAUAUAACGCAUUA
Molecule: messenger RNA, 2372 nt
Organism: Athalia rosae (coleseed sawfly)
Lineage: Eukaryota; Metazoa; Arthropoda; Insecta; Hymenoptera; Athaliidae
Product: EF-hand domain-containing protein 1-like
Exons: 6
Coding region: 118-2301 (727 amino acids)
Biological process (GO): cilium-dependent cell motility; mitotic cytokinesis; mitotic spindle organization
Cellular component (GO): mitotic spindle; axoneme
Molecular function (GO): alpha-tubulin binding
Source: RefSeq, a predicted model, not a curated record